AUGCACACUGCAGAUAGUGUCCUCAUCUACAGACAACUUGGCAACAGGAUGUCGUCCGCAUCCACCAGUGCGAGCGAUGCCAGCUCUUUCUCGGGCUAUGCUCGAAAGAUGGCACACCCGAAGUCGAACAUGAACAUUCAUCUAGACAACCAUUUCAAAUCUAAAAUCUACACAUCUUCUUCGCCGAUAUCUGGAAACGUUACGAUUACGACUCAGAGGGAUGUCCGCUUCGACAGCGUAGAGAUCAUUCUUCUUGGAGUCGCUCGCACACGUGUUGAUGGUGUUAGCUCACCUCAUGAAUCCUCCCACACUCUCCUGAAGAUCCCGAUGCCUAUUCCAGAAUCCAGCUAUCCAGUCCCUCGAGUACUAGAGGCGGGAAGAGAAUAUUCCAUCCCUUUCAACUUCAUCUUGCCCAACCACCUGACACUGAACGCCUGCGGCCACCGCGUGGAUUCGGAUGCCGUUCACCAAAGCCACUUGAGUUUGCCACCGACGAUGGGAUUCGUUCAAGGACUCUGGGAGAAGGACGACCUGGCUCCGCAGAUGGCCACCAUUGAGUACUCGGUGAAGGCCAGGAUCUACAAAGACCCGGAAAUGAAUGGACGACCCCUCAAGAUCAUGGAAGCGACCGAGCCUAUCAAGGUCCUCCCUGCCUAUGCUGAGGAGCCACCUCUGAACAUCACCAAGAAUGAUAAACUCUACCGGAUGACCAAGACGAAGAGCCUGAGGAAAAACAUCAUCUCUGGAAAAUUGGGGCGACUGACGGCUUCAGCACCGCAGCCGGGGGCUGCCUUCAUCGGACCGGACGGCAAGGUGGCAUCGAACACGGCGGCACAGGUCGAGCUGAAGUUCGAGCCAUCCUCCCCAGAUGUUGCUCCUCCGAAAAUCACCAGCAUGUCUGGCAAGAUCACAGCACACACCUACUACAGCGCCGGCCCGAUCAGCUCGUUCCCUAACCUGUCCGACUUCAAUAGCGGCUUUUCUAUCGAGCGGCGCGGCUCAUACUCUACCUCCGUCCCGGUCUUCUCGAGCCCUCUGGACAACAUCACAUGGGCGACACAGGUGAUCCAGGAGCGCCGAGACUCGGGCUACGCCACCGAAUCCGACGCGCGCACCGACUCCGAGCACUCGGCCCCGGAACGGAGCCGACGCGGGAGCAAGCAGCUGCACACGAAGCAGGCGCGCAAGAGCUCCGCGUCCGCGUCCGCGUCCGCGCCCUCGGCCUCGGCAUCGCCCGUCUUCCACGCCGCGACGCUGCACGUGCCCAUCCACCUGCCCGCCGCGAAGCGCACGCUGCUGCCGACCUUCCACUCGUGCAUCGUGUCGCGCGUGUACACGCUGACGCUGUCGCUGACGCUGUCGCCGUCCGCGGGCUCGACGGCCAGCAGCAGCAGCACCACCCUCUCGCUGACGCUGCCGCUGCAGAUCGGCGUCGACACCGCCGGCUCGCCCGCCCACUUGCGGCUGCAGCAGGAGAACCCGGCCGGCCUGCCCAGCUUCGAGGCCGCCGUCCAGGAGGCCGAGGUCGACGAGUUCCUGCGCCCGCGCCUGCUGUCCGUGCCGGACGUGCAGUUCAGCAGGGACCCCAGCGCGCUGCCGGGCUAUGCGGUCCACGGAUAG
Molecule: messenger RNA, 1620 nt
Organism: Phaeoacremonium minimum UCRPA7
Lineage: Eukaryota; Fungi; Ascomycota; Sordariomycetes; Togniniales; Togniniaceae
Product: putative arrestin protein
Exons: 1
Coding region: 1-1620 (539 amino acids)
Source: RefSeq, a predicted model, not a curated record